This is a messenger RNA of Pipra filicauda (Wire-tailed manakin), 1730 nucleotides long. RefSeq names its product sorting nexin family member 21 (gene SNX21). The record is from RefSeq and is a predicted model, not a curated record. Gene Ontology annotation, cellular component: early endosome membrane. Bases 196 to 1305 code for a protein of 369 amino acids. Gene Ontology annotation, molecular function: protein binding; phosphatidylinositol phosphate binding. NCBI's taxonomy places the organism in Eukaryota, Metazoa, Chordata, Aves, Passeriformes, Pipridae. The transcript has 3 exons. Gene Ontology annotation, biological process: protein transport.
GAGCCGUGGCGGAGCGGCCAUCGCUCGGCACCGCCUGGCUCGGCCCGGUCCGGCCCGGGGCAGCGCGAGCGGAGCGGUGCGGGGGCAGCAGCGGGGGGUGCCCCGGGGCCGGGCUGUCCCCGCGCGGGGCCGUGCCGCGGUGGGCAGCCCCCGGUCCCCCCGUGUCGGGGAGCCGGCCCGGACCCCCGGGCAGCGAUGGCCGCUCGCAUCCUGCACCGGCUGCGGCACGCGCUGGCCGGAGAGGGCGGCCGGGAGGAGCCGGCGGGAGGCGGCGGCGAGACUGAGGACUGCCCGGAGAGCUCGGAGCUGGAGGACGACACCGAGGGGCUGUCGACGCGCCUCAGCGGCACCCUGAGCUUCACCAGCCACGAGGACGAGGAGGAGGACGAGGAGGAGGAGGAGGAGGAGGACGGAGCUAGCGAGGAGCUGGAGGAGCCGCCGCAGGCGCAGGGAGCGGCAGCAGGCACAGAGGACGGAGAGUGGGGCCCCGCGGCGGAGCGCCCCGGCGGCAGCCUGCUGACCCGGCAGCUGCAGGAGCUGUGGCGGAGGUCGCGGGGCAGCCUGGUACCGCAGCGGCUGCUCUUCGAGGUCACCAGCGCCAGCGUGGUCAGCGAGCGCUCCUCCAAGUACGUGCUCUACACCAUCUACCUGAUCCGCACCGGCCAGUUUGACAAGGCUCCUGCCACCAUCGCCCGGCGCUACUCAGACUUCGAGCAGCUGAACCGCCGCCUGCGCUGCCGCUUCGGCUGUGACAUGGCCGGCGUUGCCUUCCCCAGGAAGAGGCUGCGCCGGAACUUCACCGCUGAGACCAUUGCCAAGCGGAGCCGAGCCUUCGAGCAGUUCCUGUCCCAUUUGCACUCCAUUGACGAGAUCCGCCGCUCCCCGGAGUUCCUCGAGUUCUUCUUCCUGCCGGACCUGCGGGCCGCACAGCGCCUCACCUGCACCGGCAUGUACCGCGAGGCCCUGGCCACCUGGGCCAAUGCCUACCGGCUGCAGGACCGGCUGGGGGUCUGCAGCUCCGGCCGCUUCCUCCUGACGUUGGCCGGGCUGGCCGUGUGCCACCAGGAGCUGGACCAGCUCGGCGAGGCCCACAGCUGCUGUGAGCAGGCACUGCAGCUGCUGGAGGCCCAGGGCAGCCACCCGCUGCUGGGGCCCUUCCUGCAGGCCCACAUCCACCUGGCCUGGAAGGUGGGCAAGGACAAGCGGCGCUCGGAGGCCCGGCUGCAGGACCUGCGGGAGGCUGGGCUGCCCCUGCAGCAGCAGCCCUCCCUGAAGGAGUGCCUGAUCAAGGAGCCUCUGGAGUGAAGCAGCCUGUGCCUCCAUGGGCAGGAGGGCAGGGGCUGCAGGGGACUCGCAGCCAUGGUGGCGGGGAGCAGGGCGCUGCCGUGAAUGGGGAUGUGGCAGGGGGGCAGUGCCACACUCCCAUGGCAGCAUGGCCCGUGCCUGGAGCUGCCUCCUAAAUGCACUUUCUCUGUGGUUAGUCUGUCCGGUGGGACUGGGGGCUCACAGGGGUUCACGGAGGUCCACCACCCACAGUGACAUUGCUGGAGCCACUCCCCCUCUGUGGGGGAUCCUGGAGUGGCUGGGACUUUAGCUGGGACAUACUGGCACCGCACAAGGGAACGGGAAGGCUUCUGGCAGGGUUUGGGGCUCUUGCCGGGAACUUCCCAUAAAACUUAUAUAAUAAAAAGGACUUUAUUAAAUAAAGUCUUGGCAGGAAGAAGACCAAA